AAUUCUUUAUUAAAUAAAUGAAUGUGGUAUUUGAGACACUGCUGACGUCACGUAAACUUACACACAUAAAGUAAAUGUCUUACAAAAUUAAAAUACUAUGAAGGAACCUGUUGUAGUUGUAAAAAAAAUUAAAAAUUCGCCAUCGGUGUCAGUUGGUGGCGGUAAUGCGCCAUUUUGUUUUCCAACCGCCAAAACUCAAGAAGAAGAAGACGAAGAAGAACUACGUCUCCCAGCCCGCAUAGCGUCUUGACGUCAUCAUAACAGGAAGUACCGGAGGCACGGUCGGUAGGUGAGCGAGAAGAAGAAGAAGGAGAAAUGACAGAAGUGUGAACUCACCUUCUGCCCAUGGCCGCCGCCCCGGAGGAGCGACACGGACACGGUCGGAACGAAUAGACGCGACGGACCGGUGAGAGGAGGAGGAGGCGGCGGCGGCUCUGCUCCCGACGACGGUUCUCCCGCUGGAUCCGUUCACCUAUGAUGGAACGGGCGAUGGAGCAGCUCAACGUACAGCUCAGCCGGCUGACCCGCUCCCUCCGCCGGGCCCGGACCGUGGAACUCCCGGAAGACAAUGAGACUGCAGUGUACACACUUAUGCCAAUGGUCAUGGCUGAUCAACACAGGUCAGUGUCAGAGCUGCUGCUCAACUCCAAGUUUGACGUGAACUACGCCUUCGGACGGGUGAAGAGAAGUCUGCUGCACAUCGCUGCCAACUGUGGCUCAGUAGAGUGUCUGGUUCUGCUGCUGAAGAGAGGAGCCAACCCAAACUACCAGGACAUCUCGGGCUGCACCCCUCUGCACCUCGCCGCGAGGAAUGGACAGAAGAAGUGCAUGGGCAAACUGCUGGAAUAUAACGCUGAUGUCAACAUCUGCAACAACGAGGGACUGACUGCGAUCCACUGGCUGGCAGUGAACGGGCGGACGGAGCUCCUCCACGAUCUGGUCCAGCACGUCACCAAUGUGGAUGUGGAGGACGCCAUGGGUCAGACGGCUCUGCACGUGGCCUGUCAGAAUGGACACAAAACUACGGUGUUGUGCCUUCUGGACAGCGGCGCUGACAUCAACCGGCCAAACGUCUCCGGAGCCACGCCUCUUUACUUCGCCUGCAGCCACGGUCAAAGAGACACGGCGCAGAUCCUGCUCUCUCGAGGGGCCAAGUACCUCGCCGACAAGAACGGAAUCACUCCUCUGGAUCUCUGUGUGCAGGGUGGAUAUGGGGAGACCUGCGAGAUCCUCAUCCAGCACCACGGCAGAUUGUUCCAGACCCUCAUCCAGAUGACACAGAAUGAUGAGAUUAAAGAGAGCAUGCUCAGGCAGGUUCUGGAGCAUGUUUCUCAGCAGAGUGAUGGUCAUUACCCGAGGAUCCUAACAAGUCUUGCUGAAGUGGCGACCACCAAUGGACACAAGCUUCUCAGCCUGUCCAGCAGUUUCGACGCUCAGAUGAAGAGCCUGCUGAGAAUAGUUCGUAUUUUCUGUCACGUGUUCUGCCUUGGGCCGUCGUCGCCCAACAGCGGCAACGACAUGUGCUACAACGGCAACAAGACGCCGCGCAGUCAGGUCUUUAAGCCACUGGAGCUGCUGUGGCACUCACUGGACGAGUGGCUGGUGCUCAUCUCCACGGAGCUGGACCGCAACAGGAAGAACCCGUCCUCCUCGUCGUCCGGGAGCGAGAUCGCCUCCCUGCUCCUCAAGCAGUGCGAGGCCACCGACAACUCUGGCUCGGCGCCGAAGAUCCCCUCCCUGAUGGACCCUCAGAUCGUCAUUGAGACGGAGGUCUACGCCGACGGGGAGGACGUCAUCUCCAUGACAGCCAAUCGGCUCAGCGCCGUGAUCCAGGCCUUCUACAUGUGCUGCUCCUGUCAGAUGCCACAAGGGAUGACGUCCCCGCGCUUCAUCGAGUUCGUCUGCAAGCAUGACAACGUGCUCAAGUGUUUUGUAACCAGGAAUCCAAGGAUCAUCUUUAACCACUUCCACUUCCUCCUGGAGUGUCCAGAGUUAAUGUCACGCUUCAUGCAUAUUAUUAAGGGCCAGCCCUUCAAGGAUCGAUGCGAGUGGUUCUACGAGCAUCUGCUGGCCGGCCAGCCAGACUCCGACAUGGUUCAUCGUCCGGUCAACGAGAACGACAUCCUCCUCAUCCACAGAGACUCCAUAUUCAGGAGCAGCUGUGAGAUGGUUUCCAAGUCCACCAACGAGAAACUCAAACAGGGCAUCGCUGUCCGCUUCCACGGCGAGGAGGGGAUGGGUCAGGGUGUGGUCCGGGAGUGGUUCGACAUCCUGUCCAACGAGAUCAUCAACCCCGACUACGCUCUGUUCACUCAGUCGGCUGAUGGCACCACUUUUCAGCCCAACAGUAACUCCUCGGUGAACCCAGACCAUCUGAACUACUUCCGGUUUGCAGGUCAGAUCCUGGGCUUGGCUCUGUACCACCGACAGCUGGUGAACAUCUACUUCACCCGCUCCUUCUACAAACACAUACUGGGUAUCCCAGUGAGCUACCAGGAUGUAUCAUCCAUCGAUCCGGAGUACGCCAAGAACCUGCAGUGGAUCCUGGACAACGACAUCAGCGACCUGGGCCUGGAGCUCACCUUCUCUGUGGAGACGGACGUGUUCGGGGCGAUGGAGGAGGUGCCGCUCAAACCCGGAGGCACCAGCAUCCUGGUCACCCAGGACAACAAGGCCGAGUACGUGCAGCUGGUGACGGAGCUGCGGAUGACACGAGCCAUCCAGCCUCAGAUAAACGCCUUCCUACAAGGAUUCCACACCUUCAUCCCUCCCUCACUCAUCCAGCUGUUCGACGAAUACGAGUUGGAGCUCCUGCUGUCAGGGAUGCCAGAGAUCGAUGUGCAAGACUGGGUUAGGAACACCGAGUACACCAGUGGUUACGACACUCAGGAGCCCAUCAUCCAGUGGUUCUGGGAGGUGGUGAAGAGCCUGACCCAGGAGGAACGGGUUCUUCUGCUGCAGUUUGUCACUGGAAGUUCCAGGGUUCCUCACGGGGGGUUUGCCUUCCUGAUGGGCGGCAGCGGUUUACAGAAGUUCACUGUUGCUGCGGUGGCGUUCACCUCCAACCUCCUUCCUACCUCUAGCACCUGUAUCAACAUGCUGAAACUCCCAGAAUACCCGAGUCAGGAGGUCCUGAGGGACCGGCUGCUGGUCGCGCUGCACUGUGGGAGCUACGGGUACACCAUGGCCUAACGUCUGUACAUCCCACCGUCACACACUUUUUUUCCCCAGACAGACACAGAGAAAACACAAAAAGGAAAAUCCAGAUUCUUGAUGAGCUAAUGAAGAGGCACGACAGACUGAACGGGAAGCCAGAGGUUCCGGAUCUCCACUCGAACUUUAUUUUCUUUUUACGUUUUGAUCGAAGCUGGUAACACGGUAAAUUAUGCAAAGUAUAAUAUAAUAUCCUUCAGAUUUGACAAUUUCCAAGCAUUUAAGAAGAAGAAACAACAGCAUUUAUAUAAAAAAUGAACUCUCUCUCCUUCAGACAUGGGAUACUGAUCCAAUAUAGAGCGUUUAUGUACACGCAGGCUGACUGAAUGUCAAAUAUGGAUUCAGUUUGAGGAGACGCCCGUACGAAGAAAAUGUAGAAUCGAUCCGUUUUUUUUAAACAUACAAUCACACAGCAUCAUAUUCAUAUCACAGCUUCACCAGGCAGAUUUCUUGAAGGCGCCUGCAUCAGGCCCCACCUAUCAGUCAAAUAAAUCUUUUCUAUUUUUUUCCUCAA
This is a messenger RNA of Scophthalmus maximus (turbot), 3727 nucleotides long. It is a transcript of the gene hace1, whose product is annotated as HECT domain and ankyrin repeat containing E3 ubiquitin protein ligase 1. Bases 475 to 3192 code for a protein of 905 amino acids. The record is from RefSeq and is a predicted model, not a curated record. Gene Ontology annotation, biological process: protein polyubiquitination; proteasome-mediated ubiquitin-dependent protein catabolic process; positive regulation of protein catabolic process. The transcript is spliced from 24 exons. Gene Ontology annotation, molecular function: protein binding; ubiquitin-protein transferase activity. NCBI's taxonomy places the organism in Eukaryota, Metazoa, Chordata, Actinopteri, Pleuronectiformes, Scophthalmidae. Gene Ontology annotation, cellular component: nucleus.